UGCGGCCCCUGGGACAUGCGGGAGCGGCUGGGCACUGGCGGCUUCGGCAACGUCUGCCUCUACCAGCACCAGGAGUCUGGUGAGAAGGUGGCGAUUAAAUCCUGUCGUCUGGAGCUCAGUGUGAAAAACAAGGACCGGUGGUGCCAUGAAAUUCAGAUCAUGAAGAAGUUAAACCAUCCCAAUAUAGUAAAAGCCUGUGAAGUUCCUGAGGAGAUGAACUUCCUAGUUAAUGAUGUCCCUCUUCUUGCAAUGGAGUACUGUUCAGGAGGUGAUCUCAGGAAGUUGCUAAACAAACCAGAAAAUUGCUGUGGACUUAAAGAGAGUCAGAUUCUUUCACUGCUUAGCGACAUUGGGUCUGGUAUCCAGUAUUUGCAUGAAAACAGAAUUAUACACAGAGAUCUAAAGCCAGAAAACAUUGUUCUUCAGGAUGAAGGUGGGAAGUUUAUUCACAAAAUAAUAGACUUGGGAUAUGCCAAGGAUCUAGAUCAAGGAAGUUUAUGCACAUCAUUUGUUGGGACUUUGCAAUAUUUGGCUCCAGAACUCUUCAAGAAUAAGUCCUAUACUGUUGCUGUAGACUACUGGAGCUUUGGAACAAUGGUAUUUGAAAGCAUUGCUGGAUUUAGACCCUUUCUACACAACCUUGAGCCAUUUACAUGGCAUGAAAAAAUCAAGAAGAAAGAUGCUAAGCACAUCUUUGCUUUUGAAGAGAUGAAAGGAGAAGUUCGGUUUAGUAGUCAUUUGCCACAGCCCAACAGCCUUUGUAGUAUAAUUGUAGAACCAAUGGAAAAUUGGUUACAACUGAUGCUGAAUUGGGAUCCACAACAAAGGGGUGGAGGUGUAGACCCAGAAAGCAAUCGUCUGAGAUGUUUCCUGUUAAUGGAUCAAAUACUAAAUUUGAAGAUUGUACAUAUCCUAAAUAUGACUUCUGCCAAGAUUGUUUCAUUUCUCUUGCAACCUGAGGAAAGUCUGCAUUCACUUCAGUCUCGCAUUGAGGUUGAAACUGGAAUAAGUACUGGAAAUCAAGAGUUGCUUUUGGAAAUGGGGGUUUCCCUGGACCCUCGGAAACCUGCCUCCCAGUGUGUUAUUGAUGGCGUUAGAGGCUGGGAUAGUUACAUGGUUUAUUUGUUUGAUAAAAGCAAAACUGUCUAUGAAGGUCCCUUUGCUUCCAGAAGUCUGUCUGACUGUGUAAAUUACAUUGUACAGGAUAGCAAAAUCCAAUUGCCAAUUUCACAGCUGCGUAAAGUGUGGGCAGAAGCUGUCCAUUAUGUGACUGGGCUGAAAGAAGAUUACAGCAGGCUCUACCAGGGGCAAAGAGCUGCAAUGUUGAGUCUCCUCCGAUAUAAUGCCAAUUUAACCAAAAUGAAAAAUAAUAUGGUAUCAGCAUCUCAGCAACUGAAAGCAAAGCUGGAAUUCUUUCAUCAGAGUAUUCACCUUGAUCUGGAAAGAUACAGUGACCAGAUGGCUUAUGGAAUAUCUUCUGAAAAGAUGCUCAAAGCCUGGAAGGAAAUGGAAGAAAAGGCCAUCCAUUGUGCCCAGGCUGGAGAUAUUGCUUAUCUAGAUGAACAGAUUAUGGCUUUACACACAGAGAUUGUGGAACUGCAAAGGAGUCCAUAUGCAAGACGCCAAGGAGAUGUUAUGGAGGGCCUGGAGCAAAAGGCCAUAGACCUCUAUAAACAGCUGAAACCCAGGCCUCCAGAUCAUGCCUACAGUGACAGCACGGACAUGGUGAAGAUUAUUGUGCAGACUGUGCAGAGCCAGGACAGAGUUCUCAAAGAGCUCUUUGGCCACUUAAGCAAGCUGUUGGGCUGCAAGCAGAAGAUUAUCGAUUUGCUUCCAAAGAUUGAAGUGGCUCUGAAUAAUAUCAAGGAGGCUGACAAUUCAGUGAUGCAGAUGCAGGGCAAAAGGCAGAGGGAGAUUUGGCAUUUGCUGAAAAUUGCUUGUACUCAGAGUUCUGCUCGCUCUCUGGCAAGUUCUAGUCUAGAAGGUUCAGCUACAACCACAACAGCUGCCUGGCUCCCGCAGACUUCUUCAGGAACUGUGCCCCACUCUCUGUCUUCAGUGUCCACACCUAGAGAUGGGGAAACUUUUGCCCGUAUAUUGGAAGAGAACCUGCACUAUCUCGACCGCUUUAGCACAAUUAUGCAAGAGGCAAAACAGGAGCAGAGCAAUAGCUUGAUGAGCCUUGAUUGGAGUUGGCUGAAAUAGUGAAGGGAAGUAGGUGCCCAGCUGCCAUCCCCAUUGCAUCCACGUGCUGAAGCAUGGCUGACAGCCUGUGGCGAGACGGUUGGUCAAGCACGUGUGCUGUGGUCUGCACCCGCACUCUGCUGCUUCAGGACUCUUAACAUCUCAUCUGAUUGGCAGUUAGCUCUGAAUGAGCCCUUGCCUUGUAUUUUGUAAAUGUUAAUGGACUUGAUUGUAAAGUUCAUGGUCACUAGCAGAGUUCCGGCCUGUGUGAUUUGCAACUAGAAGCAAACAUUUUCCAAUCUGGUGCCUAAGUCAGGCUGUUAAAGUAUCUAAACAAGUAGCCUGGUUAUUCAGAGAUGCUGGGCACCUCCAGCUUCCACUGCUCAGUGCUUGGGAAAAUGCCACCAUUUCUAUUUAGAAGCUUCCUAGGCUUGAAAGCGUUUACGGUAGUCAGUAGAUCUCUAGUAUCACAUGCUCAUGUACUGGGCCCCUUGGAUGUGUCAGUGGGAUGGUGGUUGCUGAUGUGGCAGAAGAGCUGAGGUCAGGAUACUGUUUGUGAUGUUCAGUCUGUGUUAAACUUUUCCCAGCAGGAGAUACUCUGCCUUUGUGUUGGAAGUGAAUGCUGUAAGGUAUGGGAGAGCCAUAAGGUUAUGACACUAUGGAGGCAAUCUCCCUGCUGCUCAUAUUUACUGCUUGGGGGUGGGAGUGUCUCCCAGGUGCAGACCAGGCUCUGCCGUAAGUAGAUGGCAUCUGUGUGCCUUGCUUGUGCACAGAAUGGCUGCUUCCCCCCCCCCGUCCCCCUGAGGACAUGCAUGUCAGGACCUACCUCUGCAGUGAAUGGCUUGGAGCCAGUGUGGGGGCCACUGCAGUGCCAGUUGCAAACUGACAGUUACCUUACCUUACUCCUUCAUAAACAUCCAUCAUCAGUCUGGGGGGAUGCAAUUUUUUAUGAAUGGAAGAGAAACACUAGGCUGUGGCUUUCUUCUGGCUUGCCAUCUUCCCCUGCAGGAAGCAGUUUUGAUAGGUGUUUAUUAUGGGUCAAAUAGCACUCCCCAUUCCAAACAGAACAGAUUUGGAAUCUAACGGCUAUUUUGAAAUCAUGUAAAAACUCUAUUUGUGAAUUUGGAAUAAAUAUCUUCUGUAGUA
Gavialis gangeticus (Gharial) is the source of this 3330-nucleotide messenger RNA. RefSeq names its product conserved helix-loop-helix ubiquitous kinase (gene CHUK). Gene Ontology annotation, biological process: peptidyl-serine phosphorylation; positive regulation of transcription by RNA polymerase II; tumor necrosis factor-mediated signaling pathway. The transcript is spliced from 21 exons. The record is from RefSeq and is a predicted model, not a curated record. Gene Ontology annotation, cellular component: IkappaB kinase complex; cytoplasm. NCBI's taxonomy places the organism in Eukaryota, Metazoa, Chordata, Crocodylia, Gavialidae. The annotation marks the transcript as partial. Gene Ontology annotation, molecular function: ATP binding; IkappaB kinase activity.